AUGCCCCACGCCAUCCCCCCAACCCUCGAAGGAAACCAACUCUACGUAAAUGACGGCCUGCUCCACCCCACCCAAGUAUCCCGCCUCCACCCCUCCUCCCCCACCCUCCCCCUCGAUGAACUCCGCCGCCGCUACCAAGAAGAUGGCUACCUCUUCCUCAAAGCCCUGCUCCCGCGCGCAGACGUGCUACGCGCGCGAGAAUCCUACUUCCGCAUGCUCGCCCCCAGCGGCGUCUUGAAACCCAGCACUCCCCCCGUCCUCGGCCAAUUCGACUCUUCCAAACCCUCCUCGUCCUACCCAGGCAUCGGCGCGGGCGCAACGCCCAACAACGGGAAGCCCGGUGCCGAUGCCACAGCCUCGCUCUUCGUAGAUCUAGCACUGCAAGCCCAUUAUGCGCCGUGGUAUAAAGAGGAUUUCUGCAAGCACCCCGUGUUGAGGGAUUUUAUAGCGGAAUUGACGGGGUGGGGAGCGGACACGCUGGCGGUGAGGCGCAGUUUGCUCCGGAAUAAUACGCCGGGGAAUAAAGCGAUUGGGGUGCAUUAUGAUCAGAUUUUUCUGAGGAAAGGGGAGGAUACGAGUGUUACUGCUUGGGUGCCUAUAGGGGAUAUUGGGCUGACGGGGGGUGGGUUGAUUUAUCUUGAGAAUGGACAUCAUCUUGGGAGGGAGAUAGAAGAGGAGUUUACGCGCCGAGCACGAGAAUCAGGGUUGAGCGAAGAGGAGACGAAGGAUGCGUUUAAUCGGAAUAUGAUGUCCAAUGGCUUGCUUGCUGAUGGGCCGAAAGAGUAUGCAGAAACGUUUGGGAAGAGGUGGCUGGUUACGGAUUAUGAGGCGGGGGACGUGGUGUUGCAUACACCUUACACUAUCCACGCUUCGACGCUGAAUUACGAUCCCAACGACGUCAUUCGAGUUGGUACGGAUUUACGAUUCGUGAACGGAAGUAAACCGUGGGAUAAGCGAUGGGACAAAGAUUAUGAAUUCGAUGAUGGAGUUUGA
Molecule: messenger RNA, 993 nt
Organism: Bipolaris sorokiniana ND90Pr
Lineage: Eukaryota; Fungi; Ascomycota; Dothideomycetes; Pleosporales; Pleosporaceae
Exons: 4
Coding region: 1-993 (330 amino acids)
Source: RefSeq, a predicted model, not a curated record